GUGUAAUCUCUAAACUCUGCGUUCUUGACGAGCCUGCGUGCGCGAUGGGGUGCUCUCAUCCUGCGUAGACGAAGAGUCACCGGCGAACGCAACGAUGCAUCCUGUUCGUCAACCUCCUCUUCUCCACUGCUUCCGUGCCGCGCUGUCGUCUCGCCACCCUCUCUGCCUCCUCUUCCUUGCGCCCAGGCCAUCGCAGUCCUCGCCUCGCGCCUCAAUCUCCGCGCCGUGGCCACGGCUAAGGCCCCUCGGAAGGACCAGGACUUACUCUGUCGCCACGAAGGUCGCGGACGAACCGGCGGCGGAAUGGAGUGGUGGCGGCGGCGACGGCGACGGUGACGGCAACGGCAGCUACUUCUUCGCGGGAGAGGGUGUCUCUUGGAAGUCCCUGGGGAUCUCUGACCACCUCAGCCAUGUUCUCGCCAAGGCCUCGCUGCUCAGGCCCUCCCUCGUCCAGGCUGCUUGUAUUCCUCAUAUUCUUACAGGGAAAGAUGUGAUCAUUGCUGCAGAGACAGGUAGCGGCAAAACACAUGGCUACUUGGUUCCAUUGAUUGAGAAGCUAUGCAGGAAUUUGGAUCCCAAUAAAGGAACUGAUGUUUCUAAAGGAAAUCCUGAAAAACAUAAAAAGACUUAUCUGGUCCUGUGCCCUAAUGUGAUGCUAUGUGAGCAAGUAGCUGACAUGGCUAAUAAUCUACUGGAUGAUUCAGGUGAAUCACUCGUCAAAGUUGCUGCAGUUUGUGGACGAAGGGGAUGGCCAGUUGCUCACCCAGAUAUUCUUGUCUCCACUCCAGUUGCUCUUUUAAAUUACUUGUUUGAAUUUGACCCUGAGAAAAAACGGCGUGCUAAUUUCUUACAGAAUAUCAAAUCUGUGGUGUUUGAUGAAGCAGAUAUGCUUCUUUGUGGAAGUUUUCAAAACCAAGUUAUCCGUCUCAUUAACAUGUUACGUUUUGAAGAAAAACUAGUGUCCAAGAUGCAAGAUUCUGCAAAAGAGUCUGUGAUUGAUGAAGACAACAAGUGUAAUAUGGAAUUAAAAUCUGAUGAUGACAACUAUAAGCAGCUUCUUAAUAAUGAUGAGGAAGACGGUGACAACUGCGAUGAUGACGAAGGUUUGGAAAGUGAGUCAGAAGAGUUGAACACCAGUGUGAAGGACUGGAAGAGGGUUAGGAAAAUUUAUACACGCAGCAAGCAGUAUGUUUUUGUUGCUGCCACACUUCCUAGUAGUGGCAAGAGAACUGCUGGUGGAGUGCUGAAACGAAUGUUUCCUGAAGCCAUUUGUGUCAGUGGAAGUUUCCUCCAUCGGCACAAUCCUAGGUUGGAGCAGAGAUGGAUAGAAGUAACACCUGAUACACAAGUUGAUGCUCUUCUAGAUGCAGUGAACUAUGGUUAUAGAUGUAAAGCUCCAGAUUCUCAUGUCGAUGCAAGGAGAACCAUGGUCUUUGCUAAUACUGUUGAUGCUGUUCAAUCAGUGGCAAAGAUAUUGGAAAGAGUUGGUCUUGAAUGCAUUUUGUACCACCGGGAAGGCUCUUUGGAGGAACGAACAAGUAAUUUGAACCGUUUCCGCAAAAAUGGUGGUAUAUUUGUCUGCACUGAUGCUGCGUCUCGUGGUCUUGACAUACCAAAUGUUUCACAUGUCAUUCAGGCAGAGUUUGCAACCUCUGCUGUAGAUUUUCUGCAUAGGGUUGGGCGCACAGGCAGAGCUGGUCAGUUUGGAACUGUUACAAGUCUUUAUACCAGAUCAAAUCAAGAUCUUGUAUGUGCUGUUCGUCAGGCAGAGAGGACGGGCGAGCCUGUGGAGAAUGCAUUUAGCAGGAAAAGGAGCUUCAGAAAUAAACUUAAGAAAAGAGGUCGAAAUACAUCUGAAGGUGCAUCUUUGGCUUCAGUAUAAUGUAGAUCGAGAUUUUGGAACAAAAGAAUCAUGCAGACAGUAGUAAUUUAUUUGGAACCACAGCCAUGUAAUAUGUUUGUAAAUCAGCAUUAUCCAUGUUCAACAAGCUUUACAUCAUCAUGUAUCGUUUUGAUAUAUCUAGAGAAACAAAAGUCAUUAAUGUAUGCCUGGCUAGUAGGCUCUGCCAUGGCAAGAAUCUUGCCAAGUGAUUCUUUUCUGGAAGAGGUACAGUUGUUGAAGAUUUA
This is a messenger RNA of Musa acuminata AAA Group (dessert banana), 2127 nucleotides long. Its product is annotated as DEAD-box ATP-dependent RNA helicase 22. Lineage: Eukaryota; Viridiplantae; Streptophyta; Magnoliopsida; Zingiberales; Musaceae. The transcript is spliced from 8 exons. Gene Ontology annotation, cellular component: chloroplast. The coding region runs from base 95 to 1882 and encodes 595 amino acids. Gene Ontology annotation, molecular function: RNA helicase activity; ATP binding; RNA binding. The record is from RefSeq and is a predicted model, not a curated record.